GCGGCGGCGGCGGCGACGGGCGGGCAGGUUGGCGGCUGCAUAUUUGAAGGAAAGUAUCAGUUUGUAUUCGCUCAGUGUGUUUGCUCCAGCGGCCGCGGCGGAAGCCCGAGCCUAGCCCAGCCUGAUCGGCCAGGGCAGCGCAGCGCAGCCCAGCCUUGCCCAGCCCAGCCCAACGCAGCGCAGCGCAGCCCGCUGCCCCAGCCCUAGCCCCAGCCCCAGCCCCGGCCCCGGAGCUUUGCUCCUGUCCGGGGCCGCCUUCCCUUGCCUUGCCUCGCCUUCCCUCGCCUUGCCUUCCCGGGGCAGGCACUCCGGACAGCGCAGCAAAGGCGCCGUGCAGAGCGCGGGGCGCAGAGCGGCGAGGCGAGGCCCGAGCAGGCAGCCCGGAGCCCGGCCCCUGGCCCCAGCCGGUCCCCCAGCUUCUCCCCGUCCGAGGUGCCUGCGCUGCGCUCCGCUCUGCUCCGCUGGGUGCGGAGUCGUUCAUGGAAACAUGGCGGUGUCGGCUCCGACCUGCGGCGCCUCCUCGCUCGCUCGGGCUCUGUGCGGCGGCGGCCACCUCCACCUCCACCUCCACCUCCUGCUGCUGCUGCUCGUCCUCCCGGUGCCCGGCGCCCGCGGCUACAGCUUCCCCCAGCAGCACACGAUGCAGUACUGGUCUCGAAGGCUGGAACAAGAGAUUGAUGGAGUGAUGAGAAUCUUUGGUGGGGUCAAGCAGCUGAGAGAGAUCUACAAGGACAACAGAAACUUGUUUGAGAUUGAGGAGAACGUCCCCCAAAAACUUGUGGAAAAGGUGGCAGGAGAUAUUGAGGGCCUACUGGCCAAGAAGGUCCGGGCUCUGAAGAGACUGGCUGAUGCUGCAGAGAAAUUCCAGAAGGCCCAUCGUUGGCAAGACAACAUCAAGGAAGAAGAUAUCCAGUACUAUGACUCCAAAGCAGAUGCUGAGCUGGAAGACCCCGAGGGUGAAGAGUUUGAGAGGGAAAAGCCCAGUACUCUGCAGCUGGACUUCGUUGAAGAUCCCAACUUUAAAAACAAGGUCAACUACUCAUAUACGGCUGUCCAGAUCCCUACGGACAUCUACAAAGGCUCCACAGUGAUCCUGAAUGAGCUCAACUGGACAGAAGCCCUAGAGGAUGUAUUUGUAGAGAACCGUAAGGAAGAUCCAUCACUGCUAUGGCAGGUUUUUGGCAGUGCCACAGGAGUCACCCGAUAUUAUCCAGCUACUCCUUGGAGAGCACCAAAAAAGAUUGACCUGUAUGAUGUCCGCCGGAGACCCUGGUACAUCCAAGGAGCUUCUUCUCCUAAGGACAUGGUCAUCAUCGUGGAUGUAAGCGGCAGUGUGAGCGGCCUGACACUGAGGCUGAUGAAGACAUCUGUCUGCGAGAUGCUGGACACCCUCUCCGAUGACGACUACGUCAACGUGGCAUCGUUCAAUGAGAAGGCCCAGCCCGUGUCCUGCUUCAACCACCUGGUUCAGGCCAACGUGCGCAACAAAAAGGUUUUCAAGGAAGCUGUGCAGAACAUGGUGGCAAAAGGCACCACAGGUUACAAGGCUGGCUUUGAAUAUGCCUUUGACCAGCUCCAGAAUUCCAACAUCACCCGCGCUAACUGCAACAAAAUGAUCAUGAUGUUCACCGACGGAGGGGAGGACCGAGUGCAGGAUGUGUUUGAGAAGUACAACUGGCCCAACAGGACGGUUCGGGUAUUCACUUUUUCCGUGGGACAGCACAACUACGAUGUCACUCCCCUGCAGUGGAUGGCCUGCGCCAACAAAGGUUACUAUUUUGAGAUCCCCUCCAUUGGGGCUAUCCGAAUCAACACACAGGAGUACCUGGAUGUUCUGGGCAGACCCAUGGUUCUCGCAGGCAACGAGGCUAAGCAGGUGCAGUGGACCAAUGUGUAUGAAGAUGCUCUGGGCCUGGGGCUGGUAGUGACUGGAACCCUCCCUGUGUUCAACCUGACCCAGGAUGGCAGUGGGGAGAGAAAGAACCAGCUAAUCCUGGGUGUGAUGGGCAUCGACGUGGCUCUGAACGACAUCAAGAAGCUGACACCAAAUUACACGCUUGGUGCAAAUGGUUAUGUGUUCUCCAUUGAUCUUAAUGGCUAUGUCCUGCUCCACCCUAACCUGAAGCCCCAGAUCACCAACUUUCGGGAGCCAGUGACCUUGGAUUUCCUAGAUGCUGAACUAGAAGAUGAAAACAAGGAAGAAAUCCGAAAAAGCAUGAUUGAUGGGAAAAGGGGACACAAACAAAUCAAGACUCUCAUCAAAUCCCUGGAUGAGAGAUACAUUGAUGAAGUCAUUCGAAACUAUACCUGGGUCCCGAUCAAAAGUACCAAUUACAGCCUUGGGCUGGUCUUGCCUCCUUACAGCACGUUCUAUCUACAAGCCAACCUCAGUGACCAGAUCCUGCAGGUCAAGUAUUUUGAGUUCCUGCUCCCAAACAGCUUUGAAUCUGAAGGACAUGUUUUCAUUGCUCCCAGAGAGUACUGCAAGGACCUGAACGCCUCAGACAACAACACGGAGUUCCUCAAGAACUUUAUUGAGCUCAUGGAGAAGGUGACUCCAGACUCCAAGCAGUGUAACAACUUCCUCCUGCACAACCUGAUUCUGGACACCGGCAUCACACAGCAACUGGUGGAGAAGGUGUGGAAGGACCAGGACCUCAACACGUACAGCCUCCUCGCUGUGUUCGCUGCUACAGACGGGGGCAUCACCCGGGUUUUCCCCAACAAGGCAGCCGAGGACUGGGAGGAGAACCCGGAACCCUUCAAUGCCAGCUUCUACCGGCGCAGCCUGGACAACCAGGGCUACAUCUUCAAGCCUCCCUAUCAUGACUCUCUCCUCAGACCGCUGGAGCUGGAGAACAACACCGUGGGCAUCCUGGUGAGCACAGCUGUGGAACUCACGCUCGGGGGAAGGACAAUCAAGCCUGCGGUGGUGGGAGUGAAGCUGGAUCUGGAAGCCUGGGCUGAGAAGUUCAAGGUGUUGGCCAGCAAUCGAACGGAUCGGGACCAGCCCCAGAAGUGUGGCCCCAACAGCCACUGUGAGAUGGACUGUGACGUGAACAACGAGGAUCUGCUCUGCGUUCUCAUCGAUGAUGGUGGAUUCUUGGUUCUCUCCAACCAGUACAAUCAGUGGGACCAGGUGGGCAAGUUCUUCAGCGAGGUGGACGCCAACCUCAUGCUUGCACUUUAUAACAACUCCUUCUUCACUCGCAAAGAGUCCUUUGACUACCAAGCUGUGUGCACCCCCCGGGCUCAGAGCAACACGGGCGCUGCCCCCCGAGGGGUCUUUGUACCUACCAUCGCCGACUUCCUCAACCUGGCCUGGUGGACGUCAGCCGCAGCCUGGUCCUUGCUCCAGCAGCUUCUCUACGGACUCACCUACCACAGUUGGUUCCAAGCAGAGGAUGCAGCGGCCGAGGGCUCGGAGACCAGGGAGAGCAGCUGCAUCAUGAAGCAGACCCAGUACUACUUCAGCACCACCAACGCCUCCUACAACAGCAUCAUAGACUGCGGAAACUGCUCCAGGCUGUUCCACGCCCAGAGACUGGCCAACACCAACCUGCUGUUCGUCGUGGCCGAGAAACCCCUGUGCAGCCAGUGUGAGUCCGGCAAGCUGCUGCAAGCGGAGAGGCGCUCUGACGGGCCGGAGCAGUGUGAGCUGGUACAGAAGCCACGAUACAGGAAGGGACCUCACAUCUGCUUUGACUACAACGCCACGGAAGAUACCUCAGACUGUGGUCGAGGAGCCUCCUUCAGAGCAUCCCUGGGCAUCCUGGUGCCCCUGCAGCUGCUGCUCCUCCUGGGCCUGUCCCCCGCGCCCCUGCCCCUGCCCUGGCCCCGCCAUGACCCCCACCACCUCUGAGCCCCACUCCGAGCCCCAGCCCUUUCACCUUAGCAGCCCUUCCCUCCUCUGCCCACCGCCCACAGCCUGUGGGAGAGUGGAUAUUCUGGACUGGGGGUCCUGGAACGUGCCCCCCCGCAGGCCCCUCAGCCUCUGAGACCCCAAUGCCACGUUUUACUGUUUUGCUGUCAAACGCUCACCCCCACCCCCCUCAUUCCAGCCACUGUGUGCGCUGCUGCCAAAGGCAGGCCCGGCCUGGGCUGGGGGCACAGCCCUCACGGUUGCCACGCGCUCCCCCUCCUCCCACGGCCCGCUUCCCCAGGCUCCUCCUCUCCCUUCUGAGGAGGCCCCAGAGAAUGGCUGCGGAACAGGGGCCGGGAGGUGCAGCUCCGGGGAGGAGGGGACAGUCCCCGUGCGGGCUCGGCCCUCAGUCCCCCCAGGCCUCAUUCUCGGGCUCAAAGCCUCGGUCACCAAGAGACUGAAGGAGCCCCACGGACCGGCCAAGGCCAAGUUCAGCUCUGGGCGACGCUGGGGCUGCCAGCCCCCACCCGCUAAGUCCCCACGGGCAGCUGCCCCGCCCGGAGCGCUGGGCUCCAAGAUCCCCGGCCUGGUAGAGUGAGCACACACACACAUGUCAGAGAUCAGCUGGUCCGAGCGGUGCCCGAUGGCGGCGAGUGCACAGACACAGACACGCGUGUCCAGAAACGUCACCCCUGCGGAGCUUCAGGGGAGAGUCAUACACACAUCAGGAGAAUGAGAAUCACAAAGCCUUAUGUAACAGAGGUGGGGGCAGGGGGGCUGCAGCCUGGAAGCUUUCUCAGGUUUCCUGUCCCUGGGGCAGAGCGUCUGCCCGUUCUGUGUGUCCUGGCUCCUCACGCCGAUCUCUCCCCAGGAAAUGCACUCAUCUCCACCUACUCCCUUUCUUCCUUACCCUGAAGCGCCCAGUUCAUUGCCCAUUGUUGCCUCCCCCUCACCCUCAAGCUGAAUGUCAAACUGUGCCAAAUGCCAGGCCAGGCAGUGAGUCCCCCAAAGCCAACCCCUUCAACCCCUGCCCACACCCAUCAGACACACCCUCAAUCAUUGUCCUGUGUCAGGUGGACAGUAUCUCCCCUGGGCGCGCUUUCUUUCUCUCUAUGUCUCUCUCUCUCUCUCUGUCCCUUUCU
Molecule: messenger RNA, 5004 nt
Organism: Antechinus flavipes (yellow-footed antechinus)
Lineage: Eukaryota; Metazoa; Chordata; Mammalia; Dasyuromorphia; Dasyuridae
Gene: CACNA2D2
Product: calcium voltage-gated channel auxiliary subunit alpha2delta 2
Exons: 38
Coding region: 488-3862 (1124 amino acids)
Cellular component (GO): voltage-gated calcium channel complex
Molecular function (GO): voltage-gated calcium channel activity
Source: RefSeq, a predicted model, not a curated record